AUGUCUUCAUCUGCUAUGGAAAAGCACCUGUUUAAUUUAAAAUUUGCUGUAAAAGAGUUGGAGAGAAAUUCUAAAAAAUGUGAAAAAGAAGAAAAAAUAGAAAAGGAAAAAGCAAAGAAAGCUAUACAAAAGGGUAACAUGGAAGGUGCUAGAAUACAUGCAGAAAAUGCUAUAAGACAGAAGAAUCAGGCCCUUAAUUAUCUUAGGAUGUCUGCGAGAGUGGAUGCUGUAUCGAGUAGAGUACAGACAGCUCUAACAACUAGAAAGGUCACAAAUUCCAUGGCGGGUGUUGUGAAAGCGAUGGAUGCUGCAAUGAAAUCGAUGAACUUGGAGAAGAUAUCUACACUCAUGGACAAAUUCGAAAGUCAGUUCGAGGACUUGGACGUCCAGUCGUCGUACAUGGAGAAUGCAAUGUCACAAACCACUACCACGACAGUGCCGCAAGGAGACGUCGAUAAUUUGUUGCAACAAGUGGCUGAUGAGGCAGGCUUGGAACUCAAUAUGGAGCUGCCGUCUGGCGUCCCGAGCACAUCCAUCGGUACCGCCACCGUCGUGUCUCAGGAACAAGACGAGCUCACGCAAAGACUCGCCAGAUUACGACAAACUGAAUAA
This is a messenger RNA of Arctia plantaginis, 612 nucleotides long. NCBI's taxonomy places the organism in Eukaryota, Metazoa, Arthropoda, Insecta, Lepidoptera, Erebidae. The record is from the annotation of a GenBank genome assembly.